AUGGAUAUUAAUCAGAAAAUUCAUCAUAAAAAUUCUUUAAAGGAAACAUGUUCUGAGGAUGAUGACUCAAGUUUAGAUAGUAAUUCAAAAAAAUCAAGUUGCAAAAAAACAUAUUCUUUGCCAAAAAAUAUAAAAAAUCCAUUUACUAAAAGUCAAAAGAAUAUUGUCCAUAGGACUUUAAAAAAUUCAUUUGGUCAAGGUCAUAAGAAAGCUGAUAUACAAAUAUCUCAUACAACUUUAGUUGACAUACAGGUUGAAGACUGCCGACAAUAUACUAUUGAAGAAAAGUCAUUGUCAUCAUAUUCCAAUAUAUCUAAUGAUAAUAAUAAAAGUAUUUCAGAUUGUAAAAAUAGUCAAAGUCAGUUCAAAUCAGAGAAAAAAUCUCCUAUAAAUCAGUUCAAAUAUAGCAGUAUAGAAUCUGUGUUGGAUUCAGAAUGUACUAAAAAUAAUAAGAAAUAUUGCAGUAAUAAAAUUCUAAAUAAAGAUACAACUGUAAAAGAUAAGAAGCCUGAAGAACAUGAUACACAGGUCCAUCAUGAAAAAUCAGUAGAAUCUACAAAAAAGUUUUCAUGGGGUAAUAAGAGCAGUAAAUUUGCAAGUAAGAGUUUUGAAAAAACAUAUAAAGAUAAAGGAAAAAAUGAUUCUAUAGAGAAAAAAUUGAAAGCUAAAAAAAUUCUUUGCAGUCCUUUAAGAAAAUUUGGUCGAUCAUCUUUGACAAUCGAACCGGAUAAAAUUAUGAUAAAUUUACCAAAGUGUUCUCCUUGCGCUUGUAGAUUGGCUGCAAGUUCAAAAAUUUUAUCCAAUGAUUCCAGUUUACUGUCCCGAUUUACUAUAAAUCGUGAAAGUCCUCAUCAUGCUGUACGUUCGAAGAGUCCGUCGCAUAUAGACGUACAAACGGAUAUUAGUUCGAAAUCUUCAGAAAGGACAUCAAUGCAGACUAAUUUAUUUUCAAAUAUACAACAAUUUAAAAAAUCACGAUAUACGCCUCGAAGCAGAAGCGUCGGUGAGUUGUGCAACAUUGUCAACAAGUGAAGCAGUCUUGAGUUAUUCAUCUAUUAGAAUGAAACUAUUGUUUCUGGACAAAACUGGACUUCCAACAUCGUCAGUUGAAUGCUCAGGAAAUGUUUAUUCAAAAAUUAAAGAGAAAACUAUAUAUAGAACACUCUGAUAAAAUUUAACAAAGCAACUUUAGAGGCAAAGUGUUAACUAAAUAACAUGAAUCCCACAAGUUGUCGCUCCAUUAUUCUUCCAUAUAACUUUAAAGAAAUCAUAGAUUUAUACGCACGACACUUAUUCGGGCUGUAACAGUGCUAGUGAGACUGUGCACAUAAAUACACAUGUAAUACAUACAUAAAAUUUAUUAUAUUUCUAGAGAUAUGAAAUAAUAUAUCUGUGCAUAUUAAAUAUUCUUAUUACACAUGCGCACACAACUGGUGCAUGCGUGUGUAUGUUGUAAGCCGUUUUUACAGUGUAUGCUGUGGAACGUUGUUACGACAAAUAUGUCGAGUAUUAUUAUUAUUAUUUUUAUUAUCUUCCUUAAAAUUAGGGAGUCGAAUUGCUUACAUUGAAAUACUUUCUGCUACCACGAAUGGUACUAUACUUGCCUGUAGCAAGUGUGUGGUAUGAAAAUUCUUCGCUGAACCUAUAUUUCUUAAUUUAAAAAUUUCAAUAUAAUUUUAUAUUAUCAUUGGUUAAUUAAGAAUUUGUUUAUCAUCAUUCAUUAUGCAUUUAAAUUUAUUUUUCUAAAAUUUUUCUAAAAAAGAAUAAGCUACAAUUAAUAGAUUCAUUAAUGAAUAUAAGAUAUAUACUUUGCAUUGAGUGUUUUUUUUAUGAUACAAUUUUAUAAAUUAGGUUCAGCGGUGAAACAAAUGUAAUGUGAAAUCGCAUGUUUUUAUAAAUAAAUCGCUGUCACUGUGACCAGUGUAUAUGAUAGCUGUAUCGAUAACGAAAACAUUUGUUUUUAUAUUGACCCACAGCAAAGGCCUGUGCAGUGAGCAAUGGAAAUCUUCCAAGAUAGCAAAGAAUUUAGAAUAGAGAUUAAAAGUUAAUGGAUAGCGUUAAGAAAUCGUGUAAGUGUGAGACGUCAUAAAAGACGCUACGUUUUAUUGACAAUGAAUGAGAUGAUGAAAUAAAAACAAUAAGAAUGCAACUAGAUAGGGACAAUAUUACUGCCAAACUUGAUUAUGAAUUAGUUUAUUUCUAAAGAGAUGAAUCGUUUGGAGGAUCUUGUCUAUAGUGUAUGUAUAAUGUAUGCGACAACGUGACUGUACGGAGCCAAUGGAAUGAAUCGGCGCUAGUACAUGUAUGUAUUUCUGUAGAAAUUUUUUUUUAAUUUUGAGUUUUCUUGAAAAUUUCUACCCGUCCUGUUAUUUUUUAAAUAAUAAAUUACUACGAAUGUUUUCAAAUUAUGAGUAUAAAUUGAAAUUAAAUGUAUAUGUAAUUGUAAUGGUAUGAAUGAAUGGAAAGUGAAUAUAAAAUUGUUAAAAUUUAAUUAAAACAAAAAAAAAGUCUAAUGAAUUACUAUUGCAAAAUAAUUAAGAAUAAUGUAUAAUUUUCGUUACUUUAUCUAUAAGUUUGAUAUUCUUAAUUGUUAUUAUCUAUGUUGUUAUCUUCAAAUAUUAAUUUUGUUACUUAUUUUGCAUUGUUAUUUUAUUAACUAUUAUCUAAUUAUCAAUCUUUAUAUUCACUUUCCUUUAAUAUUAAUCUCUUAGAAUACAUUAUGAUGCAUUAUAGUAUCGAGAUAGAAAGUCCGAUACUACUCUUCCAUUGGCUUUCACGUAGCCGCUAUUAAAUUGAUCUGUAUCGAUCGCAAUUCUAAUAUCUAUUUCGUAACUUGUGAAAAAAAAAUUUAUACUGUUGUUUGACAAAUAUCCAGUUUUAUAGACGGUGAAUAUUUCAGAGAGCGAAUUUUAUAGUAAACUUAGUAAAAACAACAUAUACAUAUAUAGAAUAACAAAAUGAUCGGUGCUCGACGAAAAAUAGAUUUGGUCGUAUAUAAAACUGGAUAAAAAAUAACUUUUGUACAGGAUAUUUCGAACGCAUACGUGUCCCCUCUUUCUUCUACUUUCAUUCUCGUUUUCCAUCGUGUUUUUCUCUCUUUCUCUCUUUCUCUCGCUCAUUUCUUUUACUAUUUUUUUAUUAUCCUACUCUGUCUCUCAAUACGCGUCAAGCAAUCGACCGGUUUUGAACAGCACUUUCGUCUUUCAUAAUUGCAUCGUGCUGGUAGAAUGGUACUCAAUGGUCUUUUUUUUUUUCUUGGGUAUCACGCGAAUCACGGUGCGGUAUUCAUAACUGUACAUAUUAGCGUGUAAGUGAAAUAUUAGAAAUAAUAUACUCGAUGUUCUGUUCGGUCGUAUCUAAUGUACUUACGGGAGAAGAUAGGUUAAAGAGAUGGGAGGGAGGAGAUAACAAUGAUAGAGAUUACAAGAUCCCUUGAAUCGAUCGUUAGUCAUAUGUCAUAUGUAUCACAAAAUGUAGUCAUAAAGUGAAUUAGUUGAUUAGUUGUUUGAUAAAUAAAUAACACGUAGCUCAUUACAAAAUUAAUUGUAACACAGGAAAGAGAAGAAAGAGAAGAAAGAUGAGUAUCGUUUAUCUCGGAGUAAUGAAAUUAUUGUUUUAUUUAGCGCAUAAAGAUAUAAUACCAGCCGAAAUAACAUUAUUUCUUAUGAGAUUGUGUAGAAUGCAUAGUCUGAAACACAUUGCUGGGCACCCGAUUAGGGUUGUUUUAAGAUUUUAUACUUCGAUCGCACUUGACUUGAGCGUACUGCAUUGCAAAAUACUUUAUUAAUCUUUGCGAAGUCUAAAAUAAUAUAUAAUUAUUAUGUAUGUAAAUCAUAUUCACAAGCUCGCAUUAUUCAAUACAACUUGUUUUAACUUGUUUGUUGUUCCUUUAUCGAAUAAAUCAUUUCCCACAGGAAUCAUUCUUAUCCUUUUGUUUGAGCGAUUGGUCGUCAUAUACAUUACAUUCGUUAAAAUGAUAGAAUUGUAUUUAAAUAAUGCAGCCGCUCAUUGUCAUAUUUUUCUAAAAAUCGAAAUUGUAUAUGUACUCGUAAUCUCAUUUCCUUUUUUUAAAAGCAUUUUUCUCUUUUAGUUAGUAUUGAUCAUUGCAAAUUGGUAUCUGUAAUUAAUGCUAUUGAAGUAACAAUGUUAAUAAAAUCCUAUAGAAAUGACAGUAAA
This is a messenger RNA of Apis florea (little honeybee), 4176 nucleotides long. RefSeq lists its product as uncharacterized. NCBI's taxonomy places the organism in Eukaryota, Metazoa, Arthropoda, Insecta, Hymenoptera, Apidae. The record is from RefSeq and is a predicted model, not a curated record.